CACUCCUCCAGAAACCCAGCAGUCAUUCGUUUGUACCUCCUUGAGCAUCAAUACCGUGUCGAUUUCACUCACUCAAUUGCUUCGAAAAUGGUCAAGUUCAGUAGCUUUGCUACAGUGGUGGCGGCUACCUCUAUCUUCCUUGCCGCCAAUGCCCAUCCAGGUCACAGUAUCGAGGAGGAGAUUGCCGAGCGCGUAGCGUACCUCAAGCGUGGCGUCAGCAACCUGGACCACUGCGCCGAAAAGCUUCGCGCACGAGGGCAUGAGAAGCGGUCCAUCAGUCGUCGAGUCGCAAAGAUUCAAGAGCUGAGAGAUGAGGUUGCACACAAGAAGAGAUCCCUCGUGCGUCGACAGACGGCCAGUUCGGCCAUGCCAUCGGGCAGCGGAACUCCUACCGGCGCCAUGCCUUCGGGCGCAGCUCCCUCAGGUGGCGCUGGCGGCGCCGACGGUGGACAAAACAUCAGUGACUUCGGGGCUUCGGUCGUCAACGCCAGCCAUCUGUCAACCCUGAAGGUCGAUCCAUGGACCGCCGACGUCGAUUCGAUCAUCUACGGCAAUUCUUCCUGCAUCCUCAACCCUGAAGGCGAGAUCGGACCAUAUUACGUCCAAGGCGAGUUCGUCCGCCACGAUAUCACUGAGACCCAGCCGGGUGUUCCCGUCUACCUUGAGGAACAAUUCAUCAACGUAAACACCUGCGAGCCCAUCACGGGCCUCUAUUCUGAUAUCUGGCAUUGCAACAGCACCGGCGUCUAUGCCGGCGUCGUGGCCAACGGCAACGGCAACUCGGACGACGCGUCGAACAUCAACUCCACGUUCCUGCGUGGUAUCCAGAAGACCGACUCCGAUGGCGUCGCGGCCUGGCGGUCCGUCUUCCCGGGCUACUACUCCGGACGAGCGACGCACAUCCACAUGGUCACGCACACAAACGCCACGCUGCUCUCGAACGGGACGAUCACCGGCGGCACGGUCAGACACAUCGGCCAAGUCUUCUAUGACCAGGAUCUCAUCGAUUACAUCAACGACAACGUCUACCCGUACACGUUGAACACCAUCACCUUGACGACCAACGCCGAGGAUGGGAUCUUCAUCACCGAGACCAGCACCAACAGCGACCCUGUGCUGAACUAUGUGCUGCUAGGGGACAAGGUUGAGGACGGCCUGUUCGCCUGGAUCACCAUCGGUGUCGAUCCAAGCGCAGAGUACACCACCGAGGCGGCCAGCGUGUUGACGGAAGAUGGAGGAUACGCCACUGGAAACACGAACGUGGUUUAGAUUGAUGUGCGGAAGGGGGCAUUCCCUCACGUCAUGCACAAAAAAGCCCGAGAGGUGCUGGUUCGCAGUGGAGGAGUAAUCGUAACUGGGAGAUGAAUGGCUG
Messenger RNA from Exophiala xenobiotica, 1372 nucleotides. RefSeq lists its product as uncharacterized. The transcript is spliced from 4 exons. The record is from RefSeq and is a predicted model, not a curated record. The coding region runs from base 88 to 1269 and encodes 393 amino acids. Lineage: Eukaryota; Fungi; Ascomycota; Eurotiomycetes; Chaetothyriales; Herpotrichiellaceae. Gene Ontology annotation, molecular function: oxidoreductase activity, acting on single donors with incorporation of molecular oxygen, incorporation of two atoms of oxygen; iron ion binding.